Ooceraea biroi (clonal raider ant) is the source of this 1518-nucleotide messenger RNA. Its product is annotated as ATP-dependent DNA helicase pfh1-like. The record is from RefSeq and is a predicted model, not a curated record. Gene Ontology annotation, molecular function: DNA helicase activity. Lineage: Eukaryota; Metazoa; Arthropoda; Insecta; Hymenoptera; Formicidae. Gene Ontology annotation, biological process: DNA repair; telomere maintenance.
UGUUCCUGUUGAACUUGAAGGAGCUAUGAGAGAUUUCAAAGAUGUUGGCAACAAAUUUGAAGUUAAUAAUGUUGAUGAAAUGAUAGCGCAAUUAAAUUCUGAUCAAAAACGAAUUUUUGAUAGAGUUACUACUAAUAUAUUAUCUAAUAAUGAAAUUCUUAGAUUUUAUGUAAGCGGUGAGGGUGGUACUGGAAAAAGUUUUUUGAUAAAAACUAUUAAAAGUUGGAUAAAAAAAUAUGUUGGAAAAGACACAGCAAUAACUGCACCAACUGGUAUAGCUGCUUUUAAUAUCGAUAGACUUACUAUUCAUAGAUUGUUUCAGUUACCAGUAGAACAUGGUCGUACUGCUAAAUAUAAACAACUUUCUGAUAUAGUUCUUAAAAUUGUACGAGAGGAACUUAAAAACGUUGUUUUAGUAAUUAUCGAUGAAGUUUCAAUGAUUUCAAAUAUCACAUUAAUGUACAUACAUCUUCGAUUAACAGAGAUAUUUAAUACUGGUGAAUCGGAUAAUGGAUGGUUCGGCGAAAAACAUAUACUACUUUUUGGAGAUCUUUUGCAACUUCCACCAGUGCAUGAGGAACCAUAAUUUAUUGAGUUAUCAACGACAAAAAUUGAAAAAUAUAUUGGAGGGAUGGAUUCCAUGAAUUUAUGGUCUUUAUUUAAUUAUGAUGAAUUGCAAAUUAAUGUGCGACAACAAAGUGAUAACACUUAUCGAGAUAUAUUAUCGAGAAUUCGAAUAGGAACUGUAAUAGAUUCAGACACAGUUGUUUUAAAUACGAGAAAAAUAAAAUUUACACAGAAUACUUGUGAUGGUCGAUUACAGGAAUUAUGUAAUUAUUUGGAAAAAUUGCCGUUGGAUGCAGUUUGUUUAAUUCCUACUUGUGCAUUAUGUGAUACUUUGAACACCGCAAUGUUACAUCGAAUUGCAUCGGACGAAAUAGAACUCGUUGCUCAAGACAUAACAGACUGUCAUAUUUCAUAUUUAAAAAAGAAAGUUUCAAAGAUAUUAAAUAAAGAUGAUGAAGAUAGUUCUCGAACAGCUGGAUUAGCGAGAAUUAUAAUUGUAAAAUUAGGCGCACGUAUAAUGAUUAGAAGAAAUAUCGAUGUUACUUUAGGUCUUGUGAAUGGUACAAUUGGUACAAUUACAUCAUUUAUACGAAAUAAUAAUAAUGUAGUAGAUAAGAUAAAAAUAAUGCUUACAUCAGGAAUAGAGCAUGUACUAGAACGUGUCAGUGUUAAGUUUGAAGUAAUGAAUGGAGCAUAUGUUAUAACAAAACAAUUUCCAAUAUGCUUAAGUUACGGUAUGACUAUUCAUAAAAGUCAAGGAUUAAGUUUAAAACAUGCCAUUGUAGAAACUGGAAAUUCUGUAUUCAGUUGUGGACAAAUAUACGUUGCUCUUUCACAAGUAACCACUUUAAAUGGACUACAACUUGUAAAUUAUGAUCCUUCAUCUGUGAAAGCAAAUGAAUUAGCUAUAAUAGAAUAUAAUAGAUUGCGAUCACAGUAUAGGCCAGAUCU